AUGAACAGUUUGGCCCAGCGGUCCUUAUGCCGUCUGCCUGCCUGGGUCUCUGUCUCCUCGACCACCCGGUCUGCUGGUGCCACCGGCGGCCGCCCAUGCCGAUCGUGCGCAGCGUCUGCUGGCGGCGGCGUGGGUGGUGCUGGCUGCGGUGUCGGUACGCGUGGUGGUGGUGGAUGCGGCUGCGUCGGCGGUGUUGGCGGCGUUGGCAGUGGUGGGGGAUGCGUCUGCUUCGGCGGCGACGUCGGCGGCAAUGACGGCUAUGGCUGCGGCACCCCUUGUUGUUGUGGCUCCGGCUACGGCGUCGGCUGUGGCUGUUGCUGCGGCGUCGGUGGUGGCGUUGGCUGCGAUUGCGGCGGUUGUGUCGGCGGCAACGGUGGCUUCAGCAAUGGCGGUUGCGGUUGCGUCUUCCCCCUUCUUCACUAA
Molecule: messenger RNA, 423 nt
Organism: Drosophila santomea
Lineage: Eukaryota; Metazoa; Arthropoda; Insecta; Diptera; Drosophilidae
Product: keratin-associated protein 5-5-like
Exons: 1
Coding region: 1-423 (140 amino acids)
Source: RefSeq, a predicted model, not a curated record